Messenger RNA from Fonticula alba, 1069 nucleotides. RefSeq lists its product as hypothetical. NCBI's taxonomy places the organism in Eukaryota, Rotosphaerida, Fonticulaceae. The transcript has 4 exons. The coding region runs from base 130 to 1047 and encodes 305 amino acids. The record is from RefSeq and is a predicted model, not a curated record. Gene Ontology annotation, molecular function: aldose reductase (NADPH) activity. Gene Ontology annotation, cellular component: cytosol.
CCCCAGAGCCCCGGAUAUAAAAGCCCCCCGACCCUCGGCCAGCUCGGCCCCAGCAAAUCGCUAGCCAGCACACUCCGGAUUUCUUCCUGUCGCCUGCUCCGCCCCCUUUUCUCCCUCUCCUUCCCGACAAUGUUCAAGCCCGCGUCCACCACCCACCUCAUCACCCUUGCCGGUUCCACCCUGCGCAUGCCCUCCGUCGGCCUGGGCACCUGGCAGUCCAAGGUCAACGAGGUUGGCAAUGCCGUCUUCUACGCCCUCACCAAGGGCGGCUACCGCCACAUCGACUGCGCCGCCAUCUACCAGAACGAGAAGGAGGUCGGUGACGCCCUGACCAAGGCCUUCGCCACUGGCGAGGUCAAGCGCGAGGAGGUCUUCAUCACCUCGAAGCUGUGGAACACCGAGCACGACCCCUCCCGCGUGGAGGCCGCCUGCCUGAAGACCCUGGCCGACCUGCAGCUCAAGAAGCUCGACCUGUAUCUCAUCCACUGGCCGGUGACCGCCGAGGCUGGCAACGUCAACCAGGCCCUGGCCUCCGAUGAGUCCAUCCUGGCCACCUGGCGCGAGAUGGAGAAGCUCGUCGACAACGGCCAUGUCAGCCACAUCGGUGUCAGCAACUUCAACCUGCGCCGCAUGAAGGCCCUCAUGGCCGAGGCUCGCAUCAAGCCGGCCAACCUGCAGAUCGAGCUUCACCCGUACCUGCCUCAGGAGGAGCUGGUCCAGUACUGCCUGCAGAACUCCAUCCAGGUCACCGCCUACUCUCCCCUCGGCUCCGGCAACGAGAAGGCCCCCCUCAAGGAGCCGGUCAUCCUCGAGAUCGCCGAGGAGCUCAAGCGCACCCCCGCCCAGAUUCUCAUUCGCUGGGCCAUCCAGCGCCAGACCGUUGUCAUCCCCAAGUCUGUCAAGGAGGAGCGCAUCGUCGAGAACUUCAAGGUCUUCGACUUCGAGCUGACCGAGAAGCACAUGCAGUCCAUCGCCACUCUUGGCUCCACCAACCUGCGCGUUGUUGAGCCCAAGAACUUCUGGAAGCUCGACGUCUACGAGGAGUAAGUCUCCCCCCCCCCCCCCCCCC